Symsagittifera roscoffensis is the source of this 2034-nucleotide messenger RNA. Its product is annotated as endoplasmic reticulum resident protein 44-like. Gene Ontology annotation, biological process: protein folding. Lineage: Eukaryota; Metazoa; Xenacoelomorpha; Acoela; Convolutidae. The coding region runs from base 18 to 1340 and encodes 440 amino acids. The record is from RefSeq and is a predicted model, not a curated record. Gene Ontology annotation, cellular component: endoplasmic reticulum membrane; endoplasmic reticulum-Golgi intermediate compartment. Gene Ontology annotation, molecular function: protein disulfide isomerase activity. The transcript has 15 exons.
UAUUAAAUAGGUUUUUCAUGAGUUUUUUGAGUAGUUUGAUACUGCUGCUGUCCUUGUUUUUUUGUUCAAUUGAAUGUGGACCAGCAAUUGAAUUGACAAACUCUGACUUCGAGGCAACAAUCAAACAAUAUGAUCUCGUGCUUGUCGAUUUCCAUGCUAGAUGGUGCAAAUUUAGCCGGAUGCUUGAUCCAGUUUUUGAUGAAGCUUCACAAGCGCUGGACAAUCUCUACAAAGACUCAAAUACAGUGAAGCUUGCCAAAGUAGACUGCGAAAAAGAGAACGAAGUUGCCAGAAAGUACGGAAUCAAUAAGUAUCCAACAAUAAAAAUGUUUGAAAACGGCAAAGUUUCCAAGAAAGAAUACCGUGGCUCAAGGACAAAAGACGCGUUUGUCAGUUAUAUCACCAAAUAUCUCGAGUCUCCUAUCAAAGAUAUACCUAAUCUUGACGAUAUCCCGGACCUUUUAGAAAAGCAAAAGCACAAUGUCAUCGGGUAUUUCGACAACAAGGAGUCAGCAGAUUAUAAGCAAUUCGACCGAGUUGCGCGGAUGCUGCGACAUGAUUGCGGGUGGUUUGCUGCAUUUGGAGAGGUAGCAAAGAGUCAAAAGCAAGGCGGGACCUUCCAGAUAGUGUACAAGCCUCCUAAUGUAGAACACGGGGAAAAAUUGUUCAGUAGCAGCUUGAAGACACACGAUUUGUUCUUGGCUUGGGCCACGGACAAAUGCGUUCCUCUAGUCAGAGUUAUCACCUUCGAAAAUGCCGAAGAAUUAACGGAGGAGGGUAUUCCAUUCCUGAUUUUGUUCCACAAGCCUGAUGACACUGAGUCCCCCAGAAAGUACACUGAGGUGGUACAAAAACAACUUUUCAAGCGCAAAGAAUCUGUGACAUUCCUGACGGCGGACGGGGUUCAGUUCGCUCACCCGCUGCACCACAUGGGCAAACAGAUAAAAGACUUGCCUGUUCUAGCUAUAGACAGUUUCAAACAUAUGUAUGUGUUCCCCGACAACGACAAGAUGUUUGACGCAGAUGCUCUGAACACGUUCAUCAGUGACCUUGAAACUGGUAAACUUCACAGGGAGUUCCACCACGGACCAGAUGUAGUCGUCGCUAAAAAGGCCAUAGAGUCGAAACCACAGGAAACAAAAGGCUCCAUUCCUGUCAAGAAACUAAAUGUCGAAAUUCCGACGGCUACUCGAAAAGCCGAGGAAGAAGUAAAGGGCAAAUCAACAGAUGGACGAAAUGCUAGACAGGACCAGAAGGCACCACCAAGCACCCCGCCAGAAAGUCAGUUUGCUAAACUGGCUCCAUCCGACCUUAGAUACUCGUUCAGAGACGAGCUGUAACCGCAACCGAACCAUGCUGCAGUAUUCGAAAGCCAGUGGUGCCCCCCGCAGUCGAAUCGAGUCUCAUUGGGCCAAUUAUUGUACAAAUUGAAUCAUAUCUCGGUCCGACAACCACGGCUCUAAAGUGCUACAAUACCAAAUUACUAAAAAUGUGGAAUUCAUUGUUGCAGAGUGUAUUUUGAUAGCAAAUAAAUAAAUGCAAUUUAGUUUUGACGAAUUUCCAUGGAAAAUAUGCGAAGCUAGCUUUCAAAACUAAAUGCUUUUUAUUUGUUUGACGGCAAAAUUAAUUAAGGAUCUCUCAAGAGUAUCCACAUAAUAAAUCAAAACUGGUUGAUCAGUUUUGUUUUCAGAAAGCUAAAUUGCGGCCUUAUGUGCUUCGAUCCAAAAUUCCAUUUUCGAUGUACAAUAUAUUUUCAUUUGUUUAUAACUUGACUUUGGUUUGUACUUGAAUGUAGUGAAUCGAAGCUCGUAGCUGGUAUACAAACUUAAUUUUGACAAAAAAAAAUCAAGUGAAGAAGUUUGUGAGUGAUUCCCGAAAGGUUUUUUUUUUGCUACGAGGUUGAAUUAAUGAAACAUGGUUUUUAUUGGGGCUAUCUCUGCUUUGUAGAAUACUUCAUCAUUAUCAAAUCCCAGAUGCCGAAGUUCAACCAAUUAGGUCAAGUCAAGUCAAAUUAAAUCUGUAUAUUUCAAUUUC